This is a messenger RNA of Arabidopsis lyrata subsp. lyrata, 2737 nucleotides long. RefSeq lists its product as uncharacterized. The record is from RefSeq and is a predicted model, not a curated record. The transcript has 5 exons. NCBI's taxonomy places the organism in Eukaryota, Viridiplantae, Streptophyta, Magnoliopsida, Brassicales, Brassicaceae. The coding region runs from base 147 to 2414 and encodes 755 amino acids.
CGAAAUCCCAAACUUGACCCAAAAUUAUAGCUGAAAUCAAAACUCAAAAACACAAAUAAUUGGAAAACGAACUUUUAAAAUAAAAAAACAGAGAAGCAACUAAAGUUCUGAACAUUUUUCUUGGUUGACUUUCUUGCUCUCUCUCGAUGGGAAAGCUCCAACAUGGAUCUCAUGAAUGCGAGUUGACCUCGCCGGGGAUCGUCGCAAAUGGGAUCUGCAACAUCUGCUUCAAAGAUGAACCUGUUGAAUUCGCCUGUGACCCUUGUAAUUUCGAUCUCUGCAAAGCUUGCUCAGAUCUUCCCCAGCAAAUGUCACACCAUCUUCAUCCGGAGCACCCUCUAGAGUUUCGUAUUGGCGAAGAUGAUCGGAAGACCAAAUACAUGGUGUGCGUCGGGUGCGGAAACAUGUCUUCUGGAACCUACUACUACGAGUGUAACAAGUGUGAGAUCUAUCUUGAUUUGGGUUGUGCACUUCACAAGAGCAUAACAACGGGUUGGGAAGCCAAAGAGAUGCUCCAUUACAGCCAUGAACACCAGCUUAAGAGGUGUAGGCCGGGACCAGAUUCCAGAGGCUCUUGCCUUCUCUGUGAGCAACCUCUCUCUUUCACUGCAACCUGUUACGGUUGCGUUCACUGUUACUUGUUUUUACACGAGCGUUGCCUUGAUCUUCCAACAGAGAUUCAACAUCCCGUGCAUCCUCUGCACCCUCUCAAACGCCUUGAUUAUAUACAAACUUUUGACGGUCGGAAGUCUUGUAGUGCAUGUACAGGCAAAUUUGUUGGUGUCCCAUUUGGUUGCUUAGAAUGUGGGUUUUACCUUCAUCUGAGAUGUGCAGAUGCCUUGCUGCGGGGUUUGUUGCAUAAGUCUCAUGAACACAGGUUGUUUUAUGUACAAGAUACUCGUCGUGUCGCUGAUGAUAGAGUAAAAUGCCCAUGUAUAAUAUGCGAAGAAACUGUGGUCUAUGACAGUUUUUAUUAUAUAUGCGUCGAAUGUGAUUUGAAAUGUCAUACCAAGUGUCUUGAGAUACCUGAAUAUGUGGUCAGGAAAUCCUAUCACAUCCAUCAACUUAGAUAUAAAAGAGUCGGAGCGGAGGAUGAUUUUUUGGAGUAUUGUGGUGUUUGUGAGACUCUGUUACAUUCAGGACAUCCUGCGUAUUCCUGUGAAGAAUGUGAUUUUCUUGGUCACACUGAAUGCAUUCUACGCGAGGAAGUACCUUCCCCAUUGUACUUGAAAGAUUUGUACUCUUGCAGCAAAGACACAAGAUCCAAAAAUCUUACAGACCUUGAAACCAGUGAAUCAGAAGAUAUGUUACUGGUUAAUAGCUUCAAUCAUAUUCAUGUGAUGAGACUGAUCCACAUGAGUGAGCUUGAGGAAGAAGGAAAGUGCAACAUGUGUGGUACAAAGAUACAUGAUAAUCCUUGCAAAUGUGAGACAUGUAGCUUCCAAUCACAUGAUUUCUGUGCAGAGCUUGGGCGACCAUCAAGGCAUCAAUUUCAUUUGAACCAUUUUUUGACCCUUCUACCAAAUUCCCCUAGAUGGAUUCAAGGUACGUGUAAGUCCUGCAAAGCUGAUAUAAAAGGGUACAAUCUCUUCUGUCGUAUAUGCAAUUUUAUCAUCGACAUCAAUUGCGCUUUGAAAGACAAAAAAAUGCAUGGUGCAUUACACAUGGGUCAGAUAGGACUUUGCAUACAAGACAAACAUAGCUUGUUCCAAGUUAUUGUCUCAAGGUCACAUCCUAUCGCUUGUUCUAUAUGUGAUGAGAAGUUGUGUGGGAAGGCUUUUUCAUGCGUGGUGUGUGAAGAUAUAUAUCACCCUCUAUGUAUCCAAGUUGGGAGGCAAGUACUAGUUGGUCAUCCACUUCAUUCUGAUCACAUGCUAGCAAUUUCACUGCUUGAAAGUGGAUCCAAGUGCACGGCCUGCCAACUGAAUAUUACAACAAAGUAUGGCUAUCUUUGUACCAUUUGCAAAAUCAAUUUCCAUAUUGAUUGCAUCAAAGCAGUGGUAGUACCAAGCAAGAUCAAAUCUCAUAGGCACUAUCUCUAUAACUUUUGGAACAAUGAUUUAAGGGUGACUCGAGCUUGCAGUGUUUGCACUAGACCAUGUGGUUUGUCGUUCUACGGAUGUAUUGACUGUAUGUUCAGCGCACAUGUAGAGUGUGUUGGGUUUCCAGCUAAUGUGAAGAACCAACGGCAUCAGCAUACUCUCACACAAGUAUACACUUCUCACAGGAAAAAAUGGUCUGUCCGUGAAUCAUACAUGGAUGAUAUAUAUUACGCAUGUUAUCAUUGCGAGCAUGGAUAUGAUAGUCAAACUAUAAUGUCUAAGGACGACCGUGAGGAAGCAACAGAAGAGGAACAACUUCAAGACAUCUAUCUUAUGUACCUUGAGCGUGAUCUCAGUGACCUUUUAGUGUGAACAGAAGAUGAAGCCUCUUCGUUUGGUUCUGCCUCCCUAUAUGAAACUGAAUACUGAAAUUUCCCUUAUCUGAGGUUAUGCCUCAAUCUCUUCUCUUUUUUUUUUUAUCGUGUUUUUACAAUGGAAGGUGGCAUGUUCGAAGACUUGAGACUCUGAUGAGUCUUAAUUUGUUAUGCCUCCCUCUCUUAAAUGCAACUUCAUUGAACGAAAGUUAUGUUUCAGAAUUCUCUAUCUUCUACUUAUGAUCUAUUUUGUGGAUUUACUUUGCAACAUGUUUAUUUGUUGGAUCUUGAAUCUGUGGUUUUCAUUAUUCUGAUUGCCAA